Megalobrama amblycephala (Wuchang bream) is the source of this 3097-nucleotide messenger RNA. It is a transcript of the gene ttc41, whose product is annotated as tetratricopeptide repeat domain 41. Gene Ontology annotation, cellular component: Cul4-RING E3 ubiquitin ligase complex. The transcript is spliced from 14 exons. Gene Ontology annotation, molecular function: ATP hydrolysis activity; protein binding. NCBI's taxonomy places the organism in Eukaryota, Metazoa, Chordata, Actinopteri, Cypriniformes, Xenocyprididae. The record is from RefSeq and is a predicted model, not a curated record.
CCUUCACAAAACAAACAUACAGUCAGGAAACCACACAAUUUCUCUCUUAUUUUGUUAAAAUUUUUCACAGAUUCUGCAAGGGGAUUCUUACAAACUUUCAAGUGGCACUGUAUAUACAUGUAUACUUCUUUUUCUUACCACUGUGUGACAGAUUCUUCAGAAACCUUCAUGAACUUGAGGAGAUGAUAAGGGUGGACUGGGAAAGAGUCAUUUGUAAAUUUUAUGAGGAUCCAAAACAUCCCAUCUCAGGAUGGCAGGAUUCAUUCGAUCGGCGUUACCACGAGAGCCAUGCACGUAGAUUGUGUGACUGGUUUGUGCCCUCUGUACCCACCACAGAAAUACUGAAUGCAUUAAACAAAUUUCUGCAUUCCAUAACCCAUAAUGCAAAAUCUGAGACACACUCAAGAUAUCCAGGUGCUCAUUUCAAAUGUGAUCUUGACCAGAAAGACUCAGAGAAGUCUAUCUUAAUGGUAUGUGGUGAAAGGGGUUGUGGGAAGUCUACUCUGGCAGCGUGGUGGCUGCGGGCCUUCUGCCGACAGAAUCCUGAUUUUCUAGUCAUCCCUCACUUCUGUGGAACCAGCACAUCCAGCACUGAUGUCAGGUCUAUGCUUAGGCAGUGUACUGCUCAACUUCAAAGAGCACAUUAUGGUGAUUUUCCAGAUUGGGAGGACGCCAUUGAGUUUAAGUACCUCCAUCGAGCGGUCCAGGCAUUUACUGCAGCAGCCAAUCUUGGGCCUUGUAUUCUUCUUGUAGAUGGUAUUGACCUUCUGACAGAAACACUUGGACUCUCAAAGCAAGAGGUGAAGGAACUACGGUGGCUGCCAGAUGCUCUGCCUCCCUAUUGUAAAAUGAUCAUCACAACAACCUUCACUGACCUCACUUACAAAAGUCUCACCAGUAGAACCGAUGUCCAGAUUCUCAGGUGUCCUCAUAUCUCCGAUCCUAGUGUUCAGCAGAGCAUUUUGAUCAGACAUCUGGCUUUACCUUACAAGGGGCUGCCAACCAGUGUUUUGCAAAGAAUCAUGCAUAAGAAGCAGUGCCACUUGCCUGCAUUUUUAGCAAUCAUUGGCACAGAGUUACGGACAUGUGCAGUGCUGAGGGAGAAAGAGGAAGAGAUGGAGCUUUUGCAGGAGUAUGUAGAAGCUGAUUCAGUUCCAGAGCUCUGGGUGAAGGUCAUACAUCGCUGGGUAAAAGAUUUCAGCAGAAAUGCUCCAACAGAAGUCACUGAGACUCAUACAAACACCACAUCACUCAGGGAGGAUCUCUCAGGAUGGGUGUGGGACACACUCUGCCUCAUUCAUGUGUCUCGUGCUGGCCUGACUGAGGCUCAGGUUCUGGCUUUGUUGGAAGAUCUGGGUUACUUUGGUAAGAUGAGAGUCAAGGUUUUGGAAUGGGUCAGAUUGCGCUCUGCUUUUUGGCCUUGGGUUCAGGAGAAAGCCAAUGGUCUUCUGACCAUCAUGCAUCAGUCCCUCAGCCAGGCUAUGAACCUGUUGUUGCAUGAUAUGGGAGGUCAUAAUUCCUACCAUCAGAUCCUUGCUAGGUUUUUUCAGAAGUCCAGUUUAGAGCUUUGUAGCUGGGCAAGAAAGAUGGAAGAGAUUCCUUGGCAUCUCAAGCAAACCGGUUCAUUCAAGGAGUUGCAUGACUUCCUUAGCAAUCCAGCGACCAUGGAGUUUUUGUCAAGCAGCCUGAAGCGAUACCCACAGAUGACAAUAGAUAUUGUACAUUAUUGGACACUACUAAGGGAGAGAGGAUUUGACCCUGUGACUUCAUUCCAGAUUCUGAUGGCUCAGACUUGGGAGCAUCUUAAUGACGCUCACCCUCCAGAUCACAGCAGUGUGUGGCGAUUAUCAUUGUUCUGCUCUAAAGUUCUGCUCUGUUUGGGUGAGAUGCAGAAAGCUGAGGAGCUGCUACUAAAAGCAGAUCAAAUUUUCCAAAAGGGAAUGGAGCGGGAUAGUGACAGUAUGAGGUUACUGCUCAAAGUGCAACAUAUGCUGGCAGAGCUUUACGUCCAAAUGCAUCUGACGAAAGACACAGAGAUGUAUUGCCACAAGGGACUUGAGACUGCCAGGUCUCUUGACAGCGCAGAGGUCAAACUGAUAGUUGGACAGCUGCUUUGUCGUCUGCGUCUGGCAUUGCUGGUGGAUGGACGGCUAUAUGCAGUGUCAGGGCUUUUCAAAGAGAUCAGCUCUUCUAGAUACAUUUCUGUCCAUCCUUGUGCUGAAGGCACAGCCAUGCUGCUGAAGGCCAUUCACAAGUUGAGUCUUUGUGAGACCAAGACUGCUGAGAGAUGCUUCCAAGCUGCACUGGCCAGCAGGAGGCGCUGGUAUGGCCAUGAUCAUCCUCUGGUAGCAGAAGUGGAGGAGCAGCUUGCAGAUCUUUGGGCCAGUGCCCAAACCAAUACAGAAUGGACACAGAGGAGAAUUGUUGAACUGUACCGCCAUGCUGUAAGCACUAGAGAGACAGAGGCUCGGACAUUGCAACUUCCCUCCACGCAACACAACCUUGCUGUCGUUCUUAUAAAGCUUGGUAAAGUGUUGUUGUGUAGCUGCAGUAGAGUGGAGAGGAGAGAGGGGCAGGAUCUGCUCCAGAGAGCUGCAGACAUAAGGAUUCACCUCCUGGGCCCAGAGCACCUAAUGACCUGAGACCUGGAGCAACAGUGAGCUCAAUUUCAUUACAGUACAACUGCUUUUAAGGAAUUACAACAGUCUUCAGGCUAGGAGCUUCUCUACAGAAAGAGCAUCAUCUUGUAAUCAGGAUGAAACCCUAAAAAGACAGUGGACGGCUUUUUCAGGGCCACAGUGUGACACUGGACACUGGUUUGUUUGACUGGCGACUGUCUCUUACCAGAUCAACCGGACGGACUUUCCCAGGCAGACACAUCAUCCAGGAGGAAGCUCUGAAAACACUAAACCAAUUAAUGAGAAGACUAAUUUACAGCAUAUCAGCUUUGUCACUUGGUCAGACCAGUGUCUUUUCUUACACCGAUCAGGCAUAACAUUAUGAGCACUGACAGGUGAAGUGAAUAACACUGAUUAUCUCUUCAUCACGGCACCUGUUAGUGGGUGGGAUAUAUUAGGCAGCAAGUGAACAUUUUGUC